AAAGACACCGGAAGUAAACUCAAUUUUGCUUGUAAUUCCAAAACAAGAUGGCUGCGCCGUGUGUUGAACCUGCAAAGGGAGGGUUCUCUUUCGAGAAUUGUGGAAGAAAUGACAGGUUUAAAGAGAUGGGACUUAAAUUCCCUACUGCUUACAAGACAGGGACAACUAUAGCUGGAGUCAUUUUCAAGGAUGGAGUUGUGCUGGGAGCAGACACCAGAGCCACAGAGGACACAGUGGUGGCCGACAAGAACUGUGCCAAGAUCCACUACAUGGCUGACAAUAUCUAUUGUUGUGGUGCUGGCACGGCGGCCGACACAGAGAUGACCACACAGAUGAUCUCAGCUGAUCUAGAGCUCCACAGGCUCAACACGGGUCGCGUACCCCGCGUCUGCACGGCCAACAGGCUCUUGAAACAGAUGCUCUUCAGGUACCAGGGUUACAUUGGUGCUGCUCUUGUUCUGGGAGGCGUCGACGUCACUGGCCCAAGUCUUUACAGCAUCUGGCCUCAUGGGUCCACUGACAAACUUCCCUUUGUCACCAUGGGUUCUGGAUCUCUAGCUGCCAUGGCCAUGUUUGAAGAUCGCUUCAAGCCCAACAUGUCGAGAGAGGAGGCCAUGAAACUGGUCCGGGAUGGCAUCGCGGCCGGUAUCUUCAACGAUCUUGGCUCGGGCAGCAAUGUGGAUCUGUGUGUCAUCACCAAGGACAAAGUGGAGUACAUUCGGCCUCACGAGAUCGCCAACCAGAAGGGCGUCAAGCAAGGUAGCUACAUAUACAAGAAGGGAACAACAGCCGUUCUAUCAUCGCAGGUCAAGAAGAUCGAUAUUGAAGUUGUAGCGACUGAAGUGAAGCCUCAGCCCAUGGACACCCAGUAGAGUAGGCUGGAGAGAUUCCCAUUGCUCUUUGUAUUUGUGUUUCAUAUUGACCUGUUUCGUUUGUUUCAUGGGAGAGAAAUAUGAAGUCUGAAUGUUGGUAAUUAUAAGUUAGUGAACAUGGAAGUGUAUGUUGGGUGAUAACUGUGCAUGUUUUCAUUUUUGUUUGAUUGAAUCUGUAUUGUUAUGAUGUGUGGGUCGUGUACUUUUCCUUUUUUUGAAGGUACCUUCAUUUCUCCAACUGACCCUUUGGAAAAGAAGAAUGUUUUGAUUGGAAUAAGGUAGUUGUUUUUCCUUUUUUAAAGUAAAUUUUUCUCAAUUCUUUUUCCAUGUUUGUGUUUCCUGUAACUGUGUACAUGCGAUUUGUAACAGUCAAUGUCUGUUGACACAUUGAAUGAACAAGAAUAAACUUAUAAAAACUUUGA
Messenger RNA from Aplysia californica (California sea hare), 1294 nucleotides. RefSeq names its product proteasome subunit beta type-7. The transcript is spliced from 8 exons. NCBI's taxonomy places the organism in Eukaryota, Metazoa, Mollusca, Gastropoda, Aplysiida, Aplysiidae. Gene Ontology annotation, molecular function: threonine-type endopeptidase activity. Bases 48 to 872 code for a protein of 274 amino acids. Gene Ontology annotation, cellular component: proteasome core complex. The record is from RefSeq and is a predicted model, not a curated record.